Leptopilina heterotoma is the source of this 2002-nucleotide messenger RNA. RefSeq lists its product as uncharacterized. The record is from RefSeq and is a predicted model, not a curated record. Bases 376 to 1821 code for a protein of 481 amino acids. The transcript is spliced from 6 exons. Lineage: Eukaryota; Metazoa; Arthropoda; Insecta; Hymenoptera; Figitidae.
CCUGCUUCUUCGUUUCGACAAGAUAUUUGUUUUCAUUUAUUUUUUUUUCGAGCGAGAGAGAGGAAGAAAAUAUAUCAAAUAUAACAGAUGACUGACAUUAAAAAUUCAAGUGACAAAGAAAAUUUUCAAUUCAGUUUUUAUUUUCAUCUCACAUAACCCUAAUGCUUCAUUUUAUCAUUCUUCCGAAGGUCGGGUACCAUUAAAAAAAAGGAAGGAAAAAAAAGAAUAAAUAAUCGAUUAUCUACCUAGCCACAAUGAACACCUGGCGAAACCGACAGAACUUUUGUUAUUUAUUUCAAAAUUCGUAGCAGCUUAAGAGUCUGCUUUUCUUUUUUAAAUAAAACCUGAUUGAAUUACAAAGGAGGAAAGCAUGAGAUGCGUAAAUUGACAAAAAGAACCACCUCUCUCAAGAAGAAAGUGAAAUUACCACAUGAUGAGUUGCAAGGAAUUGCAACUGACGAGAGGGAAAACACAAGUGUGCUGAAAAAUUUGUCGCGAAAACCUCCAUUAUAUUCAAUUCGCAAUGAAUCGGAGAGUUGGGCUGAACAGAGUGGAGCAACGACACUCUCAUGGCCAGAAGAUAUGGAAGAAGUGGCCACUAAACGUGUUACACAACAAUGGGAUGCUGUGGAGAGAACACUUUACGAUGAGAAUGAACAACUUCCACUUGGUCCAUCAUUCGACGAAUGUCUUCAGUGGCAAAAUCAAUUGCCCCACUUGAGAAUUGUUGGUAAAAAUCAUCAGAAAGAAACAGCAGAAGACGAAUCUGCAGCAAGUAAUAACGAAUCAUCUCUCAAGAGGAAGCAACAGUCUUUUGAUUCUGAACUCAACGAGGAGGAAAUUGCUUCUAAUAAUAAUUUUCUCCUGGAGGAAUCAGAAGAUUCAGGAACAGGAAGUAAUAAACGAGCUCGAGAAGAAAUUGUCGAUGAAUUAAUGGAAUAUGUGAAUUCAGCUCUAAUUAUUCGAGAGGACAUUGAAGAGGAGAAUAUGUUGAGUCACGAUUUAGAGGAACUCCUGACAAUAACUCCAGCACCGACAAAUAAUUUUCGUAGUACACUCAGUUCACACAGACAAAUUCAUCAUCGUGAUGAAAAUUUUCAAAAAUCUGACUCUGAUAGAGCUUCGGGUAAACAAAAAACCGAAACUGAAUCAAAGGAUUCGGAAAAAUCAUUUUGGAAUCGUCGAACUGCCAUAUCGGCAAGAUAUCCAACAGAGGAAACCGGUGACGAACCUCCAAAUACACCUCAAGUAUCAAGAAACAAAGCGGGUACAAUAUUUAAUGAAAAAAUUGUCGUCAGUCCAGUUCCAUUUGUUCGUACAACGCGAGAAAGUUUUUGUACUUUAGAAACAGCUCCAAUUCAAAUUUUAGGACAAUCAACGAGUACAACAUGGAAUCGAGGAAUAAACCGAAAUGUUAAUUCAGGACGAAGACAAACUUCGGGGAGAAAAACGAGUCUGAUGCGAGGACCUCAAAUUCAUUCGGCUUGGCAGCCACCAGUUUGUCCUACAAUAUGGCCAAAAAAUGUGAGACUUGCACCAAUUGAUUCUAGUCGACUGCCCAAUAGUAAACAAAGAACAAUAUCAACUGCAACACCUCAACGUGGACGUGGUUCAUUGAGUCCAAUUCCCCAAACAACGCUGCCAAUUUCUUUGCAAAAAUCAAAUACAAAUCCAAAGGAACUUUUAGAAAUACAUGGUACACACAUUCUUGGACAAUCGCAAAAAUAUGACGACGAGCUCAAAACAACAAAUUUUAAUCAAACUCCAAAGCAAAAAAGUAGCGGAAGAAAAAAAGCUCGACAUAAAAUUGACAACGUAUGAUUUUUAUAUCAGGGAAAUUUUUUUCUAUUUCUCAAAAGUUCACAUUUUUUGUUGUCACUUUGUUAAAUUCACAAAAUAUCAUUAAACUCUCUUAAAAUUUAAUUAGUGAAAAUUUUACCAAUAAAACUUUAGUAAAACAAAAAAAAGGAAAUAAAAAUUACUAAACAAAAAAUUCUAAUAU